Molecule: messenger RNA, 3877 nt
Organism: Saimiri boliviensis boliviensis (Bolivian squirrel monkey)
Lineage: Eukaryota; Metazoa; Chordata; Mammalia; Primates; Cebidae
Gene: POM121L2
Product: POM121 transmembrane nucleoporin like 2
Biological process (GO): protein import into nucleus; RNA export from nucleus
Cellular component (GO): nuclear pore
Molecular function (GO): structural constituent of nuclear pore
Source: RefSeq, a predicted model, not a curated record
ACACUGCACUCUUGGACUGGGUCACAUUCUGCAGACGUCGGAAACCUCGGAGGCCAAAACCUGGCUGGCAGUCACUGACUGCGCCUCAUCUCUCCCCAUGGGCAGUCUCCUGGGCAAACUGGGGUUGUCGCCCUCGUCCCCGGCCCAGGUGCGCACCGACUUGCCCCAGAGGCACACGAAGCGCCGGCCAACUCAGCCCCUUCGCCAAGUCCAUCGGGUUCAGUUUGUCCACCGCGCCCACCCUGCCCCGCGGUAUAGACCUGCGAGGAGGCCGCGGAACCUGGAUCCUGCCGAUCCAAGCACGUGGCCGGUCAACGAGGCUUGGAGGCGCUUUCCCAUGAAGAAGGCCCAGUAUUCCACCCUGGGGCCUCUCCCUUCAGACUGGUGGGAAAGUUACUUAAAGCGCACCAUUUGGUCUCUUCGACACCCCAGGCCAAUAUGGAGCCCAGUGACCAUCAAGAUCACUCCUCCUGACCAGAGGGCGCCUCCUUUCACUUCUCCGGAAGGUGUAAUUGACCCUGCAGGUCCCCCACCCUCUGAGGAGCCCCCAGAUCCAUGUUCAAAGGAGACAGUGUUGAGGGCUCUCAGAGAGUGCAGAAAAGGGAAAGGGAGGUUGGAAGAACCACUAUUCCCUGAGAGCGUGGACAGUAAGAGAAGGAGUCCAGAGACCAGACCAUCCGCAUUUAAGCCCCUGAUGAAAAAUGGAACCCUUACUUCUUUUGUGCCCAGGCCUGGGCCUCUGAAGAGAAGCCUCCACUCCUGGAGUUCAGAUCACAGCCUGACUAAGAGACCCAGUUGCUCCUCUAUGAGCUCCUUGUCCAGCAUAUACACAGGUGGCCCCCUCAGCUCCAAAAGAAAUGCUAUUUCCAGCUCUUACAGCUCUUCCAGACAUUUAUCAGAGCCUCGGAAGAGAAGUGUUCCCAGUGUACGGGUCCAGACACCAGAGUGGCCAAUAAAAAGGAAAAAACCCGGUCGUCGCUCUCACCCUCCAGCCCCACUGGUAUCAGAUUUUGCAUCCCCAGGAGAGUCUGGAAGUUCAGGGCAGCAAGAUCCAAAGAGUCCACGGCUACUGUCUAGCCCUGAGAACAUGCUCUCAGAGGUCCCACCUCCCAAGAGUGGUUAUGCAGUCUCUGAUGAGAACUUGGCCUUGAGGAAGAAAGCUGAGCUACAGUGGAGCAAGAAAGCAAAAGAAGACACAACUGACGUCACCACAGACCCUGUCCCUGAGACUUGGCUUGCUGUUGAGCCUUCCCUAUCUCCCACUCUGCCUUCAGAAACAGAUCUAACACAGGGGGCAAAUCCUCAGUUGGAAAACUUAAGAAAAAUGCAGAAGUCUCCAGGUCCACUGGCCUCCCCACAGUCCACGAGAGGGGCAAGCAGUGUGGCCCAUUCUCCUUUGAAGACGCCCAGCCUACCGACCCCACCUGGGUGCACACAGUCAGAGCUCCUUCCAGGCACCUCUCUGGACUCCAAGCCCACAGCUACUUUCAUCCUGCUGACCCCCACCUCUCCCACAUCAGCAGUCACUGACACCACCUGGCCACCUUCAACCUCUCAGGCUGACAGUUCUGCCCUGUCCCCGGACCCACCUGCACCACCCAGCACCCAAAGCACUUUGCUUGGAAUGGUGAGUACCCCAACUCCCCAUCUCUCUGCAUCUGUAUUUUCUGAUGCAAGUUCUGCUCAUCUCAUGUUAAAACCGAUUUGGGGAACCCUGCACAGUAGCGACACUGGAAGCUCCUCAUGUUCCAGAAUUUCAGUCACAGCCACAGCAUCUUCAAACUCUUCCCUCUCCGCAACUCAGGGAACCUUAACUCCUACCUUCAAGCCUAUCUUUGGCAGCACAGAUCCACUUAAAACUAUGCCCAUGACAGCUCCUUUCUCCUCCAAGCAGACGCCUCCUCCGUUUACUCCUGCUUCUACCCAUCAUUUCCACGGCAUGGUUAAGGCUACCUCUGCGGUCAUGUCCACCACCCUAGCCAGCACACCUAAAGACUCUGCUUUUAAGCUACCUUUGGAUUUUGGUGUGGUGCAUGUCACCAGUGCCAUAGGCAACACUUAUUCUGUCCCUUCCACUUGCCACACUUUCCUGCUUGGGAAUGCCCAGGCUUUCAGGGCCAACUUCCCCCCAGCCACAGGCUUCAUUUCCCCGCCACACGACCGUCCUGCCAUUCCCACUGUCCACACAGUCACCAUCUUUACUCAGGUCCUUUCCAGUGCUGUCCAGAUAUCUCCUAGAAGUAGUACUGCUCAUUGCAGGGGGGUGGGCAGCCCUCUGUCGGCCUCAGCCCUAGUACCCACAAACUGGCCUGGAUCUUCCCCCAGCAUCUCUAACCUGAGCCCAACCAUCACAGUUCCCUUGGGAUCAAGCUCAAGGCCACCUUUCCCAGUAUCCCAAGGAGCCAAUCCCCAGCCUGCAUUUGGUGCCACAGAUGGACAGAAGCAAGGGCCUUCCCGGCCAGCCUUUACCCCAAGUGUCAGUAGCUCUUUUCUUUUUGGGAGCUCAGCAGUGGCACUGCCAAUCCCAGUGCCAACUGCAGCUCAGCCAGCCUUCGUCAGUACCACUCAGUCAGCCUUGGGGGCUUUGACACCCUCAGCCUCUACCUCUCAAACCCCUGGCAGCAUCUGGCCAAGCAUUGGCAGCAUGCCAGCAGGUUUUCCCAUGAGUCAAGCUAGUACAACGGGGUUUAGAAUUGUGACUCAGACCCACCAAAGUGGGACUUUUGGCUCAGUGUUUGGCAGCAGAGCCCCACGACCUUUUGCUUUUGGAGGAUUCGUGACCCCUAUGGACUGUGGUGAGUCUGGGAUCAGAAUGACUGGCCCGGACAUGAGCUCUACCUCUGGAGCUUUCAGCAUUGGAGCAUUGCCUAGUGGGACCACUAGCACCAUGACCCCCUUCAGAAAAGGCUGGAGCCAAAACACUCAAGGCCUGCCCAGCCACAGCACAGCUUUUGACUUGGGGAGAGCCAGCAUCUCUGCAAGCAAGUCUAUGGCCCCCAUUGCUCAAAGCACCCCUGUCCCUGGACAAGCUAAGGCAGGCAGCAGUGUCGGUGGUGGGAUGCCUUUUCCACCUGCCCAGGACUCUGUUGGGAGAGGACCUUUUAGAUCAUCAGCCCCUUCAUUUUCCAUUGGUACAAAAUCAAAAACCUCCAAGAAUCGGGAGCAAAGGCAUUCCCGAAGGCAUCACGCCUACAAGAAGUAGUCUGUGUUCCCUGUCACUUCACCCUGAUGUGGACCUCAGCAUGGUUUCUGAAAAACCCCAGUGUCUUCCAAUUUUCUAAAGUAAACAUACUCCAGAUCUAAAGCUGGAGCUUUAGAUGUCCACCCUGUGUGUCCUAAUCUACAGCCCUGAAGAACGUGAAGGAUCUAAAGCAUCUAGUGGCGAGAGCAGAGUAAGGCCAGGUGGGACCAAACGCGCUGGACUCGAGCAGAACCUCACCUUCUCCUUCCCGUCCGCUUCUCUCUGUGUCAGGUGUGCAGUGUGUGCACGGCAGCAGCAUGCAUAAUAUCCAGACUUUGCAAACAAGUUGAAUGUCUAUCAAUAAGCAUGUUUCCAUACAUCCCACCAUCCCCACUGUUGGCAAACACUGGCAUGUUCUCUGUCACUCACUACAGGUUGUCUUUUAGAGAGUGUCACUUAAAUGGAAUCAAAUAGUAUGGAACCCUCGGAGAUUGGCUUCCCUCAUUCAGCAUAACGCCACUGAGAUUUAUCCAAGUUGUUACAUAUGCCAAUAAUUUAUUUCUUUUAUUGCCGAUUAAAAAUCAAUUUUAAUUGUAUUCAAUUAUAUGAGUAUUCCACAGUUUAUUCAUUCACCUGUAGAAGGACAUUUAGCUUGUUUCUAUUUUUUCUCAAUAAUAAAGUCAGCAUAAACAUUGA